UCAGCCUGGUCCCAAACCUUUGGAUGCAGGCACUGAAGCAUAGGCCACUCGCAUCACCGUGGUUUCUCGUAGAAGCCAUCAACAAGGAAAGUAAACGUCGCAAAAUGGCGCCAAAGAAGAAGCCAGAGUCCGAUCCUAGUGGAAUGUUCUCAGGCAUGGUGGUGUUUUUGGUUCCCAAAGGAGUCCAAGUCCGUCGACUCCAGAUUUGGAAGGAGAGGUUGGUGCGAAUGGGGGCUGUGAUAGAGGAGCGCCUCUGCAAACGGGUCACUCAUGUUUUUGCUAUGAACUCAGAUACGCUUCUUCAACAACUGGAUAGGGAACGUUUGACACGUUUUAAAGGGAGAGUUCUCAUUUAUCAAUGGCUGGAGGACUGCUUGAAAUCAGGGGAGAUAGUACCUGAAGAUAUGUAUGUGCUGAACUUGAAUUCUCAAGGCAAACCUGAAAAGUCUUGGGACCCUCAACCAUGUCAGAGCGAUCCUCAGCAAUUGCAUAAUAAUAAAAAGACCAAAUACACGGAAAUUAUAAAUAAUGAAAGUAACGAUCAGGGAGGGAAAAAUGUUUCACUUUUAUCAACAAGCAGCCAUGAGGAAGGUGAUAGUUUAAGUUAUGGAAAUAUAAGACCUCAACACCUUGAUUCUGAAAGUGACGAUUCAUCUUCAUCAUACUGUCCACCUGAUCAAAACAAAAACAUAACAGAAAUAUUUGGGAAACUUGUAACCAUAUAUAGAGCAUUGGGAGAUGAUCGAAGGUCCUUUAGCUAUUACAAGGCUAUUGCUGUUAUUGAGAAGUUGCCAUAUAAAAUUGAAAGUGCUGACCAGAUAAACAACCUGCCAUCUAUUGGAAAAUCAUUGAAAGAUCAUAUUCAAGAGAUCAUAACUAGUGGGAAGUUAUCCAAAUUAGAACACUUUGAAGCAGAUGAGAAGGUACGGACAAUAUCAUUAUUUGGUGAAGUAUGGGGCAUAGGACCAUCCACAGCAUUGAAAUUGUAUGAGAAGGGACAUCGUUCAUUAGAUGAUCUUAGGAAUGAUGGCUCACUUACAAAUGCACAAAAGUUAGGGCUGAAAUACUUUGAUGAUAUCAGAGAACGGAUUCCACGCCAUGAGGUUCAGGAUAUGGAACACAUUUUACAAAAAGCUGGGGAGGAAGUUUUACCUGGGGUUGUUAUCAUCUGUGGGGGAUCAUAUAGACGUGGGAAAGCUACCUGUGGAGACAUUGAUAUCAUAAUAACACAUCCCGAUGGACAAAGUCACAAAGGAUUUUUGCCAAAGUUUGUAAAACAUUUAAAGCAUAUGAAUUUCCUAAGAGAGGAUUUAAUUUUCAGUACUCACAGUGAAGAGGGUUCUGAUUCUGGUGUGGACACUUACUUUGGUUUUUGUACCUAUCCUGGGCAGGAGUUGCGUCGUCGUAUUGAUUUGAAGGUUUACCCAAGACAGAUAUAUGCAUUUGGACUAAUAGCAUGGACAGGAAACGAUGUGCUCAAUAGGAGGUUGAGGUUGCUAGCAGAAUCUAAAGGAUUCCGGCUUGACGAUACUGGGUUGUUUCCAGCCACACAUGGUUCUGGCAGCAAACGGGGUGCAAAAGGUAGUGCAAGUUUGAAAUUUAAUACUGAAAAGGAGGUAUUUCAUUUCCUGGACUUUCCUUGGCUUGAACCACAUGAAAGAAAUCUCUAAAUAUACGCACCAUUUGUGAGAAAUGUCCUGCUUGCUCUCUGCAUUCAACUUUUAGGAAUAUGGUGAUGCAUUUAGCAAAUGCCUUAGUUUUAUUCUCAGGGUGCUGCUUUGUAAAUAGACACUUGUAAGAUACAAUCGCACUUCUGACUUCGGUAUUUUUUUGUACACAAUGGCACCAUAAAAUGAGAGCAGUUUUGCUGGAUGGACUUAUUUACAAUAUAUUAAGUUAAUUGUCAUUACUGCAGUUUAA
Molecule: messenger RNA, 1920 nt
Organism: Vigna radiata var. radiata (mung bean)
Lineage: Eukaryota; Viridiplantae; Streptophyta; Magnoliopsida; Fabales; Fabaceae
Product: DNA polymerase lambda
Exons: 14
Coding region: 24-1670 (548 amino acids)
Biological process (GO): double-strand break repair via nonhomologous end joining
Cellular component (GO): nucleus
Molecular function (GO): DNA binding; DNA-directed DNA polymerase activity
Source: RefSeq, a predicted model, not a curated record